This is a messenger RNA of Scedosporium apiospermum, 1200 nucleotides long. Its product is annotated as Beta-lactamase family protein. The record is from RefSeq and is a predicted model, not a curated record. The coding region runs from base 1 to 1200 and encodes 399 amino acids. NCBI's taxonomy places the organism in Eukaryota, Fungi, Ascomycota, Sordariomycetes, Microascales, Microascaceae. The transcript is spliced from 3 exons.
AUGUCUGAAUUUGACAAGCUGUUUGCCGAGCGUACAGCCCGUGGCUCCAGCACCGUCCACGGUUGCGUUACUGCCGCUGUCGAUAAGAAUGGAAAGGAGCUCUUCUAUAAGGCCCUCGGCUACGACGGAACAGGCCCCGACGCGCCAGCCGUUGAUCCCAACGCUACUUUCUGGAUCGCCUCGUGCACCAAGCUCAUCGGUACUAUCGCCGCGUUGCAGUGCGUUGAACGCGGUCAAAUCACCCUCGAUGAGCCUGUGGGCCGCGUUCUCCACGAACUCGCCAAUCCCGAGGUAAUCAACAAAGCUCCCGACGGAGCUUACGAUCCUGCCUUCACGACGACACCAGCAACUAAGAAGAUCACCCUCCGUCACCUCUUGACCCACUCCGCUGGCCUUGGAUAUGACGCCUUUAAUCCGACGUUAUUGGCCUGGCGUCAAUCGAGAGGGGAGCACCCCAAAAGUAUGAACGGCACUGUCAUCGAGGGGCACUCGGCACCGUUGCUCAACGAGCCGGGUGAGGGCUGGGUUUAUAGCGGAGGCAUCGACUGGGCCGGUGUGCUUGUCGCGCGAUUGAACAAGACCACUCUGGAAGAAUACCUCCAAGAGAACGUCUUCAAGCCCCUCGGCAUGUCUAGUACCACGUUCCGGCUCGAGAGGCGCAGUGACAUCAAGGAGCGCCUUCUCACGACGGCUCAGAGAACAGAGGACGGAUUGUUGAAGGAUUCCACAAAAGUCUGGCCCGACUACGCCGCCGAGGAUUGCGCCGGCGCCGGUCUCUACUCGUGUGUAUCCGACUACCUCCAGGUUCUCAAGGACUUGGUCAAGGACGAGCCUACGCUUCUUAAGAAGGAGACGGUCGAGGGGGAAAUGUUCCGCCCCCAGUUCGCCGAGGGCGGCCGUUCCAUGGAAGGUUUGCUUGGAUCCACCGACAUGGUCGCCGCCAUGACCGGCACCUCGUCGUUUGACGGAGUCAACUGGGGCCUCGGGGGAAUUUAUGCGGAGGGCGACGUUGGCACCAUGCCCAAGGGCACGCUCACUUGGGGUGGUCUGCCUAAUCUUGUGUGGUUCGCCAACAGGGAGAGGGGUGUAGCAGGCUUCUUUGCCACGCAAGUUAUUCCCCCGGGCGACAAGACGAUUGCGAGCUUUAUUGGGGAGAUUUCGCAGGUGGCUUUUCGCUUGGCGUCAGCUCAAUUGAUUUAA